GAUGGAUGAGAGGAACAGACUGUCCUCCAGGAGGUGUGCGCUGCUUUUUCUGGGCUAUUUCAUGUACCUCCUGAUCGGAGCUGUAGUCUUCCAGGCGUUGGAGUUGAAGGAAGAGCAUAAACUUAAAACCAAAAUCUGGAACGAGAAACUGCAAUUCCUGGAGAACUGCAGCUGCCUUACUCGCGAAGUUCUGGAGACUUUUAUGGAGGCAGUAACUGAAGCUGUAAAGCAUGGAGUGAAUCCUAUUGGAAAUGAUUCCAAAUCUUCCCACAGUAAUUGGGAUAUGAGCAGCUCUUUCUUUUUUGCAGCUACAGUGGUGUCAACAAUAGGGUAUGGAAAUCUCUCACCCACAACUGCUGGAGGUCAGAUCUUCUGUGUUUUCUAUGCCUUGUUUGGAAUUCCCCUGCAUGUGAUUAUUCUCGGUGUUGUUGGCAAAAAUCUAUCUUCCCAUUCAGAAAAAGUACGCGCUUGUCUGUUCAGGAAAGGAAUGAAAAAGAAAAGAGUGGAGCUUUUAACAUUCCUGUUUUUCCUUGUGAUUGGUGCUGGAAUCUUCCUGGCCUUACCACCUUUAGUUUUUUGCUCUAUUGAGAAAUGGUCCUACAGGGAAGGAGUUUAUUAUGCAUUCAUCACUCUCAGCACCAUUGGUUUUGGCGAUUAUAUUGUGGGUGUCAAUCCCCACAUAAAGUACUUAAAAUUUUACCGGGCAGUGAUGGCAAUCUGGAUCCUCUUUGGCAUGGCAUGGUUGGCACUUCUUUUUAACUUACUGACCACCUUCAUGGAAGACACUGAAAAGAAAAUUGCACAACUUAAGAAUAAGAAAAAAGAAGCAAAGGCAAAAAUGAACUUUAGAUAUGAUGCAAAUGCAAACUCGAGCUCAGCGGAUGAUUCCAUAUUGUUGGAUUCAGAGACAGGUGUGCAGGAAGGGGCCCAAAAAUCUUCUGAUCAGGAAGCAUUUUUACAAGUUGAAUCGAAAACAAUGGCUUCAGAUCCUUCUCAACAGGAAGCAACGUCUGAGCCAGAAUCUUUGAAUGCGCAGAAUGCAGACCACGAAAUAACAUAGACUAAUAUUUGUCCAAUUAUUCCAAACUAAGGAGGCCAGAAGAUAUCUCAAAUCACUGGUCAACUUUAGUAAGCAACAUUUAAAGCAAGAGUGGGGUAAAAAUUUGAAUUCACUGACGGGGUGAUAAACUUGUAGAAUUAAUUACCUUCCUAUUAUAGAACCUUGUCCAGUUAUGAAUCCCACAGACAUCAACAUAUCUUCUGCCUCAGCAACAUGUCAGGAAUAAAGUUAUGACUAAAUGUAUUAGGCUUAGAGGGGCUCAUUAAAAAUUCAGCAGGAUGCAAAUUUCUUUCUGCCACUUUUUGGCCCUGAAAUGGUGCUGUUCACAGAGCCUUAGUUCAAGCUUCAUUAAUAUUUUUGGGCAUGCUUUGGUCUCCACAGGUUGCCCGCUAUUUUAAGAAGAUAAAUUUCAGUUUGUGGGGCCAGGGAUAGGGAAGAUAAAAUUCAGAGCUAUUGUGGAAUCACUUGCUCUUUUUGGCUCCGCAGAAAUUUCUUUCUUCUAAAUUUUUAAAAUUUACUAACCAUCAGAGAAUUCUGAGUGACUCCAAAUCUAUCAACAUAAAAGCAUAGUAUUGAAUAUUAUCUUCGGGUUUUUCGUUGCUUCAGAAAGUAUUGGGAGGCUUGCAACAUGUUUGAAAUGCUGAGGUUUCCGUCAGUAAUGGCUGGAAACAGAUAUUAAAAGAAAUGUUAAAUCAUAUUUAAGUAUGCUUAAAAUAUAGCGCAGGUGAAUUUCCAUUCAUUCAACAUAACGCCAUGUGUACAGAUUUACAGAGUUCACAUUGCAAUUAUGAGGCUAUUGUGCCCUGCCUUCAGAGCUUACCAUUUGAAUUAUGCUAAUUGUAAGCUAUGAUACAAUAGAUGAUAAUACAGUAGUUAUUCAGUUGUUUACAUGUGAUUCAGUAUUUCAGUUCAUGUUGCAAUAAGAGAGUCAUUGAUUCAAUAUGAUUCAUGCAUUAUUAUAACGUCAUUCAUACACCAUUUCAAUAUACUGUUAAAACAUUCAUUCACAAUGAAAUAUUACAUUGGCUUUUUGUACAUGUAAAC
Stegostoma tigrinum is the source of this 2104-nucleotide messenger RNA. RefSeq names its product potassium channel subfamily K member 16-like. Gene Ontology annotation, biological process: stabilization of membrane potential; potassium ion transmembrane transport. Gene Ontology annotation, cellular component: membrane. The record is from RefSeq and is a predicted model, not a curated record. The transcript has 5 exons. Gene Ontology annotation, molecular function: potassium ion leak channel activity. NCBI's taxonomy places the organism in Eukaryota, Metazoa, Chordata, Chondrichthyes, Orectolobiformes, Stegostomatidae. Bases 2 to 1060 code for a protein of 352 amino acids.